GCGCACCAGAAACCCUAGCCCAAAUCGAAGCAAGAAGCAGAUCGAUCGCGCGCCGGAGAUCUUCAGCUCGCUCCCUCGCUCGCCGGGGAACUAGCCCAAGAAAGUCCUCUGAGCUCACCUCGUCGGUCGAAAACGCGAUCGAAGCCCGGGAAUGGAGUCGCCGCCGCAGGUCCGCAAGAUCAUGGACCAGAUCCACGGCCGGCUCCCCGACGCCAUGCUGAUCGCCCUGCGCAUCCAUUUCGGAACCCUGCCCGCCUCCGCCGCCGCGGGCCGCGAGGACGUCGCCUGCUCUCUGCGGCAGCUGCAGUCGCGCGCGCGGCCGAAUCCCACUCCCACCACGGCGCCACGCGCGCCGCUGAGGCUGCGCUCCGGUUCCUGCUACGUGCCCCAGCACGACGAAGACUCCCACUUCCGCCACGACGUCUUCGGCGUGGUCGCCGUGGCGGACGGCGUCGGGGGGUGCCGCGCCCAAGGCGUGGACGCCGCCGCCUUCUCGCGCGGGCUCAUGGAGAACGCCUUCUCCGAGGUGGCCACGUCCGAGCUCGGGAAGCCCGUCUGCCCCUACGAGAUCCUGGACCGGGCGUACCGGCGCACCGCGGCCUCGGGCACGCCCGCGGCGUCCACGGCCGUCGUCGUCUCGCUGGCCGGCAGGCUCCUCCGGUGGGCGUACGUCGGGGACAGCGGCUUUGCUGUGUUCCGCGGCGGCAAGGUUCUGCGCCGGUUCCAGCCGCAGCAGUGGUAUUUCAACUGCCCCUUCCAGCUCUGCGCCGGCAAUGGCGUCACCAAGGUCGGCGACGCCGCGGUGGGCGAGAUGGCCGUCGAGGAAGGCGACGUGCUGGUGGUUGCGUCCGAUGGCCUAUUUGACAAUGUCUCCGAUUCCUCCUUGGAAAAUUUAGUGUGGUCCACCAUGCUCCUCGGCUUUACGCCCGAAGAGGUUGCGGGCAUCAUGGCAUUUCGAGCAUAUGUCACGUCCAAGGAUCCCAAAACAGACUCGCCUUUCAGCGUUGCCAGCCGGGAGCAGGGACAGCCUCGCACUGGCGGGAAGGAGGACGACAUCACCGUCGUGGUGGCGUUCAUUGAGUCUCAGGACUCGGGAUUCUUUGGUUACUAGUUCAACCUUUUUUUCUGAACAGAAGCUAAUAGUUUGUUGCUUUUGUGCAGGUUCAAGAUUUGGAUUGGGCGAAGCCAGCAGCUCCCGUAGACAAUUAUUUUGAUAGUGUGGGGGUUAAGGCUGAGCUGACCGAGAACUUCGAGAUGGGUGGGUGUCUCGGACAAAACCUCUGAAUUUAUCAAGCUGAAUCCCCUCAGAAAGUCCCUCAGACUCUGGAUGGUGCUGUUUUUGGGAGCAAUGCUAUUCGACGCUAUGUUGAUCGUUCGAAUGGUGGCAACCUUCUUUUCGGAUAUUCUCUUAUCGAAUAUGCAGGUACGAAGUGAUGGAUGGACUUCUCUACUGGAGAGGUUGAUUCCAAUAUCGCAAGAAUACCAUGUGGGUCAAGGUUGAGCUGGCCAAGGACCUCGAGUUUGGUGUCUCAAACAAAACUGCUGAAUUUAUCAAGAUGAAACCCCUCAGAAAGGUACAUACACCAAUUAAAUGUACAGACAAGUUCAAAUUUUUAGUACAGUGAUUCAGGAACUGAUAAUUCUUUGCAUGUGCCUGUCCUGGAGACUCCGGGUGGUGCUAUCUUUCAGAGGAAUGCUAUUUGACGGUACGGUAAACAUUGUGCUACACCCUUUGAUUUAAAUUUACCGUCCCUUUCACUGAUUAUAAUAAUAAAUGUUUACCUUUAAUUCCCGAGGUGCCCAUUCGAAGGGUGAGAAGCUUCUUUCAGUUUUCAGAGAAUCUCUUAUUGAACAUACAGUUACUCUGUGGUUCUGUAACUACAAGUACCACAAAGAGAACACUAUGUCAUAUGUGGCCCUGAACAAGAUUGGCAGGUUCCUAUUGUGGAUGGAUCUGUGCUACAAGAAUGCUUUCGGCAAGAUGCUUGUGAUUGGUUCUGUGGCGCCCUUCAGGGUCAAGGAACUCCACCCUUUUCCAUGACCAGGACAUCCUCAU
This is a messenger RNA of Lolium perenne, 2056 nucleotides long. RefSeq names its product putative protein phosphatase 2C 24. Lineage: Eukaryota; Viridiplantae; Streptophyta; Magnoliopsida; Poales; Poaceae. Gene Ontology annotation, molecular function: protein serine/threonine phosphatase activity. The record is from RefSeq and is a predicted model, not a curated record. Gene Ontology annotation, biological process: protein dephosphorylation.